Camellia sinensis is the source of this 1268-nucleotide messenger RNA. Its product is annotated as alpha/beta-Hydrolases superfamily protein. The record is from RefSeq and is a predicted model, not a curated record. Gene Ontology annotation, molecular function: hydrolase activity. Lineage: Eukaryota; Viridiplantae; Streptophyta; Magnoliopsida; Ericales; Theaceae.
GAAUAACAUUUUAUAACCCAAAAAAAUACACUCUAUAAGCUGGUUUUGUUUUUCUUCAUUUUCAUUCAUACGAGGGAAAGAAGAAUGGCAACCAUAACAUUAGAUCCAAGUUUAACCCUUCAUACCAACUCCAAAACUCACCAGCAUGGGGCUGUGAUGGAGGAAAUUGAUGGGCUUGUUAGGGUUUACAAAGAUGGACACGUGGAACGAUUUCAGAUUGUUCCAUGUGUCACUAGUGCAUUAGUCCCCAAUCUUGAUGUGACCUCAAAUGACACGGUUAUCGAUACGUUUACAAACAUUUGGGCACGAUUUUACGUGCCCAAAUGUCACGGGAAGCUUCCUUUGGUAGUUUACUUCCACGGAGGCGGAUUUUGUGUUGGUUCGGCUUCUUGGAGUUGCUACCAUGAGUUCCUAGCAAAGCUCGCUGCCAAAUCCGGUUGCAUAAUUAUGUCAGUGAAUUAUCGAUUGGCCCCAGAAAAUCCUCUUCCGGCCGCCUACGACGACGGUUUCAAGGCACUCAUGUGGGUGAAACAAGAAGCCCUAUGUGGUGCCGCCAAUGAAAUGUGGUCAAAACAAUGCAAUUUCUCUAGCAUCUUCCUAGCCGGUGAUAGUGCUGGUGCCAACAUAGCCCACAAUGUGGGCAUUAGACUUGGUUCAUGCCAAGCCAUGGCUUUAAAGCCUUUGACCAUCAAGGGGACAAUUUUAAUACAACCAUUUUUUGGAGGAGAGGGAAGGACUCAUUCUGAGAAGUAUAUGGUGCAACCACCACGCUCCCCCCUUAGCUUGGCGGCCUCGGAUACAUAUUGGCGGUUAUCAUUGCCGCCGGGGGCGAACCGGGAUCAUCCAUGGUGCAACCCAUUGGCAAAAGCCUCAACAAAAUUGGAGGAGAGGAUUUUCCCUACCAUGGUGUUUAUAGCUGAGAUGGAUAUAUUGAAAGAUAGGAACUUGGAGUUUUGUGCUGCUUUGGCUAGUGCAGGUAAGAAAGUGGAUUAUGUGGUCUACAAAGGUGUUGGUCAUGCAUUUCACAUCCUAAACAAGUCUGAGCUCUCUCAAACUCAAACCCAUGGAUUGAUCUCUCAUAUCAAGGCAUUUAUCACUAGAUGAUUCUCUCUCACUCAAUAAUGCUAUGUAUUCAGAAAAGUAAUUUAAUUUAAUAUCUAUGGAGCAGCAUUAUUUCGGGCAUGACUCAACAUCAACUAGUUUAAAUCCAUAUUAGUUUCGUUUGGAAAGUGGGUUGCCUUUUUAACUUUUUUUUAUUAUUUUAAUUU